CUGCAGAGAGGCAAUUAUGAUAAUUUCGUUUUUUUUUUUUGGUUCUUAAAUUACGAUUUUCCGUUUCUUUGAUUCAUCUUCUGUUAUCAUUGUGCCCUAGAUCCAUCCAUGUCUUCCUUCUUCAGGUCCCAGUUCACUCCAUAACCUUCACUCUCUGCAUUUCUUUUUCCUCGGCCAUUUUCUCUCCUUGGAAAACGUGGAAAUACUUCGAGGAUCAUCCAUUUUGGUUCAUUAUUGGCUUUCUGUAAGUUCAGUGGAUGAUUUUCGGGAUUCGAUUACAUUUAGUGUAGAAAUUUUUCUAUACGUUGCGAGUGCUGUUCCGGAAUGUAUUAAGGUUAUUGCGUAUGUUUUUAGUCUGAAUUUUGGUAGGAUUUGGCAAGAUUUUGGGGGUUUAUUGUGGAAAUUGCUUAGGAUUCGGAGUUGUGGCUGUUCUGGCUUGGUUGAGUUUUACUGAUAUUGAAUGUUGGAUGCUAAUUGCUGUUGUAAUGAGCUAAUUUGUGUGUGUUUUAGGUUUAGUUCCUGAGUUUUUGUUGAGUUUUUUAUGAGUUUUUGCGUUAUGGGAAUGUUAGAAGAGGAGGAUAUAUUAGUAUUGGAUGAUUUGAAGGGUGAGUAUUGAUUCUGAAGGAGGGUGUUGCUGGGGGUGGUUAUUUUACAUAAUGGGUUCCGUUUGUUGUAAGCCCUCUGCUAUUGAAGAUAGCAAGGAAAGUCCAAGGGAGAGGCUGUCGAGUAAGACCUCGUCUGACCUGCGUGUGGCGAGAGUGACUUCAUCGACAAGGGAAGAAGUGUAUCGAUCUAAAGAUCAGCACGAUGGUAAUGAUGCAAGAGUGAUGUUGAUUGACAAGCAGGUUAAUGGGUCGGGUCGAAUGCAGGGUGAGAAUUUUGAGAGGAAGAGGGAGAAGAUGGAGCAUAUGGGUGCUCAACAUCCUUCAAUGGGUAGAAUUCCGAAGGCAGCUGAGGGAGACCACGUUGCUGCAGGGUGGCCUCCAUGGCUGGCUGCAGUUGCUGGAGAGGCAAUCAGAGGCUGGCUACCCCGACGAGCUGAUUCUUUUGAGAAAUUGGAUAAAAUUGGCCAAGGAACUUAUAGUAAUGUAUAUAGGGCUCGUGACCUUGACCAAAAGAAAAUCGUUGCUCUGAAGAAAGUAAGGUUCGACAACUUAGAACCCGAGAGCGUCCGCUUUAUGGCUAGGGAAAUUCACAUAUUGCGUAGACUCGAUCAUCCAAAUGUAAUAAAGCUGGAGGGUCUAGUCACAUCAAGGAUGUCUUGCAGCCUUUAUCUUGUUUUCGAGUACAUGGAACAUGACUUGGCAGGACUUGCUUCACACCCUGGCGUGAAGUUUACAGAGGCGCAGGUCAAGUGUUACAUGCAGCAACUUUUACGAGGACUCGAUCAUUGUCACAGUCGUGGAGUUCUACAUCGUGACAUAAAGGGCUCGAACCUUUUAAUUGACAACAAUGGCAUCUUGAAAAUUGCUGACUUUGGUCUAGCAAGUCUUUUUGAUAUCCACCAAAAUCAGCCACUGACAAGUCGGGUCGUGACUCUUUGGUAUCGACCACCUGAGCUUUUACUUGGCGCUACUUAUUAUGGUAUAGCUGUAGAUUUAUGGAGUACUGGCUGCAUACUUGCUGAAUUGUAUGCUGGGAAGCCCAUUAUGCCAGGAAGAACAGAGGUGGAACAGCUACAUAAAAUAUUUAAACUCUGUGGCUCUCCUUCAGAGGAUUAUUGGAGAAAAUCAAGGUUGCCACAUGCAACGAUAUUUAAGCCCCAACAGCCCUAUCUACGUUGUGUUGCAGACACAUUUAAGGAUUUCCCUGCACCAGCUUUAGCUCUCAUUGAGACGUUACUCUCGGUAGAUCCUGCUGAUCGUGGCUCUGCUGCUCUCGCCCUUAAAAGUGAAUUCUUUUCAACAAAGCCUCUUCCUUGUGAUUCUUCAAGCUUGCCAAAGUAUCCUCCCAGCAAAGAAUUGGAUGCCAAGAUAAGGGAUGAGGAAGCUAGAAGACAAGGAGCAGUAGGAAGCAAGGGACACCGACUUGACCUGCAAAGGAAAAAUAGCGAGUCUCGAGCCGUCCCUGCACCUGAUGCCAAUGCCGAGUUAGCCUCAUCAAUGCAGAAACGACAAGGUCAGUUCAAUUCGAAGAGCCGGAGUGAGAAGUUUAACCCACAUCUAGAAGAAGCAUCGGGUUUUCCUAUCGAUCCACCUAGACCUUCACAAGGAGCAGAAAGAAUGGAUUCUCACGUGCGUCAUCCUAAGAAAGCCUCACAUUCAGGGCCACUUGCUCAGCGGGCUGCUUGGGCAAAGGCUAGUAAGAACUCUGAUGACGCUCCCAAAAUGUCAACCGGGGCCGAAACGUUCGCAACUUCAGGACUAGUUGCAGCUAGACGAAGUAUGCUGGCUGAAGAUUGCAGGGAAAAGCCUGACUCUUCACAAGGAGAGGUUAAAAAACUAAUUGGCAGGUUUCCUGGUUCCUUCAAAGAAACCUCGGAGUCGUCGAUGCUACCGGGCCAGAAGUUCUCAAAUCACAGUAUUGUAGGCUCACAUGACAAAGAGAGAAGCAGCACCAAAGACCCUAUAGUUGUGGGUUAUGGCUCAAACGGUCAUAAGAUUCACUACUCUGGUCCAUUACUGGUUCCCUCAAGCAACAUGGACCAAAUGUUUAAGGACCACGAUCGCCAUAUCCAAGAAGCAGUAAGACGAGCUCGGCUCGACAAGGCAAAGGCACGGAAGGUUCAAGCCGACGGGAAACAGAUGUCAACAAAUUCAUUAUUCGUCUCCGGUCAUUAAGCGAGGAGAUCGGUAGAUAUGGAACGACAACAAAUGUUAAAGAGUUCAUUGUUAGGUGAGCAGAUACUACUCCAGAAAUGGUGAUCAAAUGAUUGGCCUGUUGUACAGGGAAGUCUUCCUAGUUUUUUUAGACGAAAAAGGGUUGAAAAACCUUCCUCUCUUCUCGUACGCGCUCGCAAGGUAACACGUGUAACUCGGUUGCAAAUUAUGUAGGCUCUGAAUAUUUUGGCCAUUCUUGUAGAGAAUUUGUAUUUCUGGCUGUAUAGUUCAAGUGAAUAUGACAUUGUCUAGAGAAUUGUUGGAGACCAGAAAGAUUUUACUACCACAUUUUCUUCUUCUUA
Molecule: messenger RNA, 3121 nt
Organism: Cucurbita pepo subsp. pepo (vegetable marrow)
Lineage: Eukaryota; Viridiplantae; Streptophyta; Magnoliopsida; Cucurbitales; Cucurbitaceae
Product: putative serine/threonine-protein kinase At1g54610
Biological process (GO): positive regulation of transcription elongation by RNA polymerase II; protein phosphorylation
Cellular component (GO): cyclin-dependent protein kinase holoenzyme complex; nucleus
Molecular function (GO): RNA polymerase II CTD heptapeptide repeat kinase activity; ATP binding
Source: RefSeq, a predicted model, not a curated record